This is a messenger RNA of Vitis riparia (riverbank grape), 2947 nucleotides long. Its product is annotated as inner centromere protein. The coding region runs from base 296 to 763 and encodes 155 amino acids. NCBI's taxonomy places the organism in Eukaryota, Viridiplantae, Streptophyta, Magnoliopsida, Vitales, Vitaceae. The record is from RefSeq and is a predicted model, not a curated record. The transcript is spliced from 2 exons.
CAAUCUCUCCAUUUAUAAAUGUGCAUGAAAUUCAUGUGCCUGCAUCUUCACACAUCCUCUUCACGGGUCUCUUUCUCCACAUAAUUUUAGUUGACAACAGUAUCUUCCCUACACCAGAAUUCAAGAAGGUAGCUCUUCAUUAAUUGAGGAGCCUCUGCAAGUCUUUGUCUCCUAUCUACUCUUCUCUUGUAAUUCAUAAACCUCAUCAUUCUUUUCAGCAACCCAACUCAUGGCCUGAGUGCUAAUAUUUCCGCCACUCCGGUGAGCGAAGGAGGCAAGAAAAUUGAUCUUGAGGAUGGGUAGUUCUUUAGGAAAAGAGAAGAGUUCACAUAAGCAGGAAAGGGUGAGAGCUUUAGCCGAGAAAACGAGGCUUAUCCAGGGGGAACUCCAGGAGAUGGUGUAUGAGAGGAAGAAGCAAAGUAUGGCGUAUGAGCGAGAGACGAUGGUGUUCGCAUUGAAGGAAGCCCAGUGGAAGCGAGAGAGGAGGAGGUUAAGGGAGGAGGUGAAGAGGCUGAAGAAGAGGUUGGAGGAGAAAGAAGAGAGGAUUAGAGGAAUGGAAGAUGGGUUGGUAGGGGACAAAGGGGAGAAAGGCUUUCAGCUUCUGGGAACUAGACUCUUGGUGGAGCACAUUUGGGAGGAGAGAGCCCGGCGAGAUGAGGCUGUGGAGAAGUGGAAGCGGCUCUAUCUUGCAAUUAAGGCUGAGCUUGAUGACCUUAUUCAGAGGACAGAUCAAGGAUCUAAAUCCUCAGCUGCAGAGACGUAGAAGAAAUUGGUAUAUGCAAGAAGUCACUGGCAUACUAAUGCAUAAACCUGGUGGGUAUUUACACGAAAGGAUCUUAUUUUAACAUUUCAACCCACACUAGGAAGACUGAAUUAUACAGAUAAAAUAAGAGUCUGCUUCUGAAUUUUCUAUCAUUUUCCUCAACUCAGAGAAAAAGAUUAAAAGUACUGCAAAGGUAGCUCCAAAACCUAGUUUGAGAUUUUAGAAGGCAUGUUUUAGGAAUAAAGAGAGGCGAAUGUUACCAUCUUGUGCCACACAACCUCUAGUUGUGUUCAGCACAGGUAGCAUUGAAUCCUCCAUCGUUUGAAGCAGGGCCUGAAACUUAUCAUUUAAUCUCAAGGCUUAUUUCUUGACCCAUGAGUCCAACAAACCAGGAGACGAACAAGGGGUCGCAUGACUUUAUCUUGGUUUGGAAUUAUGCCCGACUUUGACAUCACUAGGAAUGCCAGUAGUUUCAGUUAGGCUCUUUCUGCAUUUUAGUGCUCAAGGGCCAUCCAAGAGCCACCUUUUAGGCCACAGAUCAAAUCCCUUGAAUACCUACAAUUCGAGGGAUUGACUCUCCUUCAACUAUAAGAAGAACAAGAAGAGCUUUCUUUAGGGUUUUCCUAAGGCCUCACCAAUGUCAGAAUUCAUUGGUGACUAAAUGAAUUGAGGGAAUGCCUCCCCUGGAAAGACCUAUAACCUCAUCAUCAGAGAUGACAGGAUCGUUACACAGGGAAUGACACUCAAAUUCUGGAUUUGAUGCUCUCUUCUUGAUCAACUCAGAGAAACACUCCAUGAUACCAGCAAGAAAAUAAGGUGAUAAGGGGUCGCCUUCUCUUAGAAUUUGAUCAACACUAAAAAACCCUUUAAACUGCCAUUAGUGGCUGCUGGAAACAUAAAGUAGACACACAUGUCCUAAUCCAAAGGAUUGCCAUGCAAGCAAAAACAAGAGCAGUAAGAGCAUUUCUAAUCAAGUUCCAAAACUCUCAAUUAUCUCAUAUAUUUUCUGCAAAUCCAAUUUGUUUGAGCAUAUAUGAUGUUUCAAGUUGCUGUUAGGUAAGAAUUCAACCGGUAGGUCUAAGUCUUGGGCAUACACUAACAGGUGGUAUUAUGUUAGAAAUUUGGCCCACAUUCUGUGGUUGAGAUGGGGAAAUGGGAGGUUCCAAGUUCAAGGCACAGCAGAAAGAAAAAUAUGACGUUCCAACAGGAGCAACAAAAAAUUUUACCCCUCAAAAUAAUACAUGUACAUAUACGUAUACAUGGAGAGAGUUCCAAGUUCAAGUUUCAACUGAGACAAAACAUAGUUGUCCCUCAAGCUAUAUAAAUGAAGAGAGAGAGAGAGAGAGAGAGAGAGAGAGAAAACUGAGCACAGUGGCAACUAACCAGCCAUUCUUAAAGAAUUUGACAGUAACACAUCUCACAAUACCUUUUUCCCUUUGAUAUUGGGGAUAUAUAUAUUUUUUGAUAGGCAAAUUUUUGUCCCCAUGCUGAAACCUCCUACAAACCCUCCCUAUCCCUUUACCACUCGAGUCAGGCUUGGGCUUUGAUAUUUGGGGAUAUAUUCAUGUAUAUAUAUAUAUAUAUAUAUCCAUAUAUCAAAUCCUUAUCCAUCAAGUUAUAGUUAUAAAAGUUUUGACUAACUGACGAUGUCCAUUCAUAGAGGUUCAUCAGUGGCAACUUUGCUUCCGGGUUGGAAAGUUUCUCACUGUCCACUCUCCUUUCCCCACAUUGUUAAAGGCUUCAUUCUAUCGGUAUGCUAAGAAGACUACACCUAUAGUUGAUAUAGUCUCUUUUAAGUGCUUCUAGAGAGAGAGGAAAAGCUAGCAUAGUGACAAAUAAUCAAUCAUCCUUAAAAGAAUUUGAUAAUUUGAUCUCCAAUACCCUCCCCAAUCUAGAAAAUCUACAUAGUGAUAACUAACCCAUUUAGAGUUAUAUAUAAAUAACAUUUGCUACUUUGUGUUAGCUUAUGCAUUGUUAACCCAUCAUUCUUUUACAAUUUAGCCUUUGAAGUAACAGGUAGUUCAACAUGGUAUUAGAGAAGAGACCCUUUAUUUAUUCUCCCAUUUCUUUCUUUGUGAUUGGUUGUCCUCCUCAUGGGGCUGAAGGCAAGGACAGUAUAAUCCUUAUGCACAACGUUAGGCCAUUUCUUAACAAAGGUUCUGGAGUAACUAAUAGUUUAGCAUU